CUUCACCCACAGCCUCGCCCAACCCCUUAGCUGUGAGGCACCGUGGCCUGUGUCGCGUAGGCGAGGUCCACAUCCCCUCUGGGCUCUCAGUUUGCCGGCGUUGGGGGGGGGGGGAGUUUGGCAUCGCGUCGAGCACCGUUGAGCCGCAAAGUCGGAGGCUGUGGGAUCUCAAGCGUCGGCUUGGUUCGUCGUCUGCGUUAAGCAUCCUACUUGCUGAGCUGCUGGUAUGGAGAGGCCCAAACUGGAGCCGGUGCAUGGAGUCCCCAUGCUGGACUUCAUAGCGAGGGACUGGAGCCUGGUGGAGUCGUUUAAAGCCAGGCCCGAAGACCUCCUCAUAGCGACUUACCCCAAGGCGGGCACCACGUGGACCCAGGAGAUCGUGGAUCUGAUUCAGAGUGGAGUGGACGUGGAGUACUGCAAACGCAGCCCCGUGUACGAGAGGAUCGUCUUCAUGGAGUGGACAGGCUUGAAUUUCAUGACGCCUCGCAAGGGAGUGGAGGUGCUGAAUGACUUGCCGUCUCCUCGCACGAUUAAGACUCACCUGCCCUACCAGCUGGUGCCUUCCUCAUUUUGGGACAACGAUUGCAAGGCCAUCUACGUGGCACGUAAUGCUAAGGACAACGCCCUAUCCUCCUUCCACUUCGGACGAAUGAACCAGCACCAUCCGGAGCCCGGCACCUGGGAGGAAUACCUGCAUCGUUUCAUGAUCGGCAAUGUGUGCUGGGGCUCGUGGUAUGAUCACGUGACUGGGUGGUGGAACGUGAGGGAGCGGCACCGGAUUCUCUACCUCUUCUUCGAGGACAUGAAGGAAGACCCCAUGCGUGAGGUGUCCCGCAUCGCUCGCUUCCUUCAGCGGCCGCUGUCCGAGCAGCAGCUGCGUGAGGUGGUGAAGCUCACCUCCUUCCCCGUGAUGCGCGACAACCCCAUGACGAAUUACAGCACCGUGCCCACGGACUUCAUGGACCACUCCGUGUCGCCCUUCAUGCGCAAGGGGGAGGUGGGUGACUGGAGGAAUCACUUCUCUGCUGCUCAGCUAGAGGCCUUUGAGCAGCACUACAAAGAGAAAAUGGCCACCACUGACCUGCGCCUGAGAGACAGCCUGCCCUGAAGGGCAGUGUUCCUCCCGCUGCUCCUGCCUGUAUCCAUUGAGUGAUCUGGGUUAAAGUAAUGAUAUAAUAAAACCAAUUUCAUGUAAUAAAUAUAGAGUAAUUCAUGCUGAUUGCAUCCCACAACGCUGUACAAUAAUUAUGUCCACAAUCGCAUUUAGGGCUGAAUCGUAUUUUAAACAAUUAUUAGGCGAAGGAAAACCUCCAGGUAAUAGGGUUGUCACUCUCUGAGUUACAAAACAAUCGAGACAUAUCAUGGGGAAAAAGAAGGCAAUCUCACAAUUCCAGAAGAGGCGAGAAAUUCACGUAAAUGCCUUCUUUUGAACUGCGCAAUAUUAGUAAUAUGCAAUUGACUCGAAAGUACAGUUGAUUAUCGAUUAUCCGGCGCGCGAUUAUCCGGCGCGCGAUUAUCCAGUUUCAAACAUUAUUUGGCGGUCGCGGAACAAUACGGCGAAACCGGUAAAAAACUGCUCCAAAGGCUGUACCAGUCAGGCGAUCGUCAAACACAAGCAUGUUUCAUCUUCUUUGGUUCUUUCGGUAAAGUCACGUAGAAUGAGAAUAAAAUAAUAAAUUGAUAAAAUAAAAUAACAUAACACAGCGCUGUCCUACCAGACAGUCUCGUCCCU
This is a messenger RNA of Petromyzon marinus (sea lamprey), 1732 nucleotides long. RefSeq names its product sulfotransferase 1 family member D1-like. Gene Ontology annotation, molecular function: sulfotransferase activity. NCBI's taxonomy places the organism in Eukaryota, Metazoa, Chordata, Hyperoartia, Petromyzontiformes, Petromyzontidae. The record is from RefSeq and is a predicted model, not a curated record.